AUGUCGACCCUGUCUUCUCUACUAGUCCUGCCGGUGCUGUGCCUAGCAUCCAUCCCGCUGAUUCUCUCAGCAUGGGCCACCGUCUCAAUCGCUAUGGUAGCCCUGCUCGCACGCCUCGCAGUGGUCUAUAUUGAAGUAGGCUGUGGACUGCUCAUGAGCUAUUUUAUUAUUCCGACCUCGUCCACUUCCUCGCUACUCACAUUCAACCCCUCGGAACCUCCCAGUCCUGCCUUGGGCAGAUCGCGAAGGAACUCAGUCUAUACCCAUAACCAUGCCCGCAAAAGCACCGACUCGCUACCUUCCUGGGCCAUUAGCGGGAUCCCAGAUGAGCGCAUAUCCAGAAACAAGAAUACAUAUUCUCGCAUAAUGGCCGAGGCCCAUAAUUUAUCUCCCGCAACACCGCUGCUCGGGUUGCCCGUCAGCGGAGACGAGCAGCGCGACUUCGAGAGUGUGGGUGGUUGGCGCUCAUACUCGGGUAUAGCAGCGUCCUCGUCGUCAAAGCGGCGCGGUUCAGUGCCUGCCCGCAACGAGAAAUCGCUCAACUCGGCAUCUUCUUCAUCGGUCCAUAGUCUCGGUGGUACCGGAGAGGAUGGUCUCGACCCCGAUAUCGAUGCAGACGAGCGCGCAUGGCUAUCUCUCAAUCGCCGCUUGGAGCUUCCCUCGCAAGUAAUCAUGCUAGGAACGGGCUCUGUCUCUGCCAGUGCGGUCAAUAGCCCCAGUGACUCUCGGUCUCCCCCUCUCAGCCGCACGCGGGCCAAUAACCCCCAAGCCCUAACGACAUCCGCGUGGCAUCAUCAUCCCAGACAACACCCCCACCAUCACCAAGAGCAGCGGAACCACCAUCGCUCAAAGACAACAUCUUCCGUGACGACAUCCGACAGAAAAACGGGAACUGGACUGUCGAUCGCGCUAUCCACCCGUCCAGACCAUGCAAGCCCCAGUUCAUCGGCAUCCCCGUCAGUAUCGCGAUUGCCCACACCCUUCAUGACGCCGCAGCCCUAUUCCUUUUAUUCCAGCUCAUAUCCCCAACAACAACGCUCAUUGGCCAGACGUCAACAAGCAGCAGCAAGUACGGCCCCCCAACUAAAUCUCUAUCCUUCCGGCGGUGGACGAGAUGGAGGAAGCUACUUCGCCCUCCCAACAGUGGGACCUUCCUCGACUCACCAGCAUGGAGCGACGAGUCCUCUUUCUCUUCAGAGCGCAUUCACUUCCCCUGGGUCUAUGUCAGUCGAAGAUCGGGAUUCGUCAUUCCCAAAUUUAAACCUGGCGAGGUCGAUGGCGCAUUAUCCUACCAGUGUCCGCCAUCGGAGACGGAGUCUCUCGGGACCGCAUUCGAGGGGAGGGAGUACUGCAGACCGUUGA
Molecule: messenger RNA, 1362 nt
Organism: Penicillium riverlandense
Lineage: Eukaryota; Fungi; Ascomycota; Eurotiomycetes; Eurotiales; Aspergillaceae
Exons: 1
Coding region: 1-1362 (453 amino acids)
Source: RefSeq, a predicted model, not a curated record